AUGAUCCACAGUUCCAAACUCAUUGUUACCCACUGCGUGACGUAUCAGACACAGCCCAGCCUCGCAGCCCCUUCCCCGGGUCCCAUCCGACCCCCGAGCGCGUCGCUCCACGAAGGGAGAUACAUACCGAUCCGCCUGGGCCCAGGACAUACACACAUUCUCCUGUCACAACAUGAAGCCGCCAACAUCCACAAAGCAGAAGCCCGGGGGGCGGGGGAGAAGCAAGGCAGAGAGUUUGUUAGAGAAGACGUAGAGCUCCGGCACGGAGGUGGGACGGCAGACAGGAGGAGACAAGCACACACAGCCCUUCUGCGGGCGCACAGCGCCGCUGCUGCCGCUCGCCCGGCGAUGGGACCGAGCCAGCUCCGCAGGGACCGCCCGAACCCGCCGGCCGCCCGCCCGGGCACCGAGCUCCGCUGGCCCCGCUCUCCCUUCCGGCAGGGCGGCAGGCAGGGCCCGCUCUCGCUACGCGCCGCCGCGGCGGAUGCCGCUGCCCGCUCAGGCGCUGCGCGGCCCCGACAUGGCCGCCCCUCCCCAGCCGCCCGCCCGCCUCCGGCACGACCACCUCCUCCUCCUCCUCCCGUCCCGGGCACAGACCUGGGCCUUUCCCGGGCGGCUCAGGGAGACGGGUGGAAGGACCGUGCGGCACAGGAAGGGAAGCGGGUGGAAGGACAAGACCGCGCCGCCUCGCAGGCACCCGCCGCCCCCAAACCCCCCCGACGGCCGCCGCCUCACGCCCGCGGCCGCCGCGCCUUUAUAAAGGGCCCUGCGGCGCGCGGCGCGCCGCCCAUUGGCUGCAGAGGAGGGCAAGGCGGGCACGUGACGCGGCGGCUGAGGGAGCGCGCGGGGGGCGGGGGGGAAGGAGGGGGCGGUGCGUGCGCGCGCACCGCGCAGGGGCGGGAGGGCGCGAAGGCGGCGUUGGCGGCGCGCGCUGUGUCCGCUCCCCUCCCCCACGGGGUCCGUGAGGGCGGGGAGAGCCCGCGGGCGCUUGUGGAGCGGGAAAUGGGGCCGGGGCCGUCUGCCCUGGAAUGCUCGUGAAGUGCCUCCAACAGAAUCCCUCGAGGCAGAGCAGGCUGCUGUGCAGUGAAGAAGACCAGGGCCCUCUCUGCCCUGACAUCACCGCAUUGCUGCCCUCACUACCAGCAAGGAAGGAUUUGAGGCAGUGGCUAGAAAGAAGGAGCAGCCCUUCCCUAGGAGGGUGACACGUGUCGUUCCUGCCGGUGCAGCAGCAGCAGUAGCCUCCCCUCCCUCCUUUCUCUCCCCUCUCUUAGUUAGUGUCCUGUCCCUGUUCCACAUCUCUAGGGCAACACUCAACUUUGCAUGUUCUUCUAAGGUACUCUGAUCCAGACUUACUCUUCAUGUACAUUUCUGAAUAUGAAAAGUAUGUAAGUUCGACAGUAUUUUGAUUUUUUUGAUCAUCUCUCUGUUUACAAAUGCCUAUGCUCUCACAUCUUACUAUUUUUCAGGGUGUCUGGGAUGCCUACUUUGCUGUGUGUUGUUGGCAGCAGGUGUUAGCAAGCCUUGGGGUGUUGCAAUUGGCAUUCUCUCGGCAGCUGUAAUAAAACAUAGAUUUUUGACUAUACUUAGGUCUUUACUCAGUAGGAGUGUACAGCUGUGUACCAAAACCAGGAGAAGAAACAAAGGAAAAUUUACACAUAGUGCUCAGAAGACUCAAGAGCUCUACUUGAAAUAUAAGAGUAUUGAAAGUAUUGCCCUCUGACCCUCAGUGCGAAAAUCAGCUAGAAAGAUAAAAUGAUGCCAUCUUUAGAAAUGCAAGUCUUUCAUGGUAGUAGUUGAAAACAGAGUAUUAAAAUUUUCAUUUAUUGGUGUUCUGGGUGGCUUUUGAGACAUUUAUUUGUUUAUCCAGAAUGGUAUGCCAUUCUGGAUAAAUAUUCUUCUCUUUGAGGCUUAGCCUGACAGACAGCAUUAUACAUUGAAAACUUCAUUAAACAGCAUGGAAAACAAAUUAGUUGCAUUCCUUUUUAAUGGUAGCGUAUGGUUAAAAAUAGAUUGCCAGCAUCUGCUGAAGUAACAACCAUUUACAUAAUUUUCUGCUUGCAGCAAGAGUGACUGUAAGGCCCCCAAGUCUGGAAAUUUUCUUACAGACUGUGUAAAGGUGCACUAUCAAGCCACCUUCUUAGCUUGUCAGAAGGAAGAAGGCUGUGGGAAGACAGACCUCUGCCUGGGUGAAUUUGAGUCAAUUCUAGGAGAAGAUGCACAGAAAUGGAUUGGGAUGAAGUCACACCGAUCAUCUAAUAUUCCUCUAAGCGAGGAGUUUGUAGAGUGGCUUCAUGUAUGACUUCCACAGAGAAUGUUGCAGUCUAGAGUUGCCUACCCAGAAAAAAAACCACAAAAUAGUUAGCAUUUAGCUCUAUUGUCUUCAGAACAUCUUGUGCCCAUUAGUUCAGUUCUCCAUAAUUUGCUGUGAAAUUUAAAGGUUAGUGAUAAACAGCUCCCUGUUUAUUGAUUUAAUUAUCCUUUUCUUCCUGAUUUAAGACCAGGAGAGGAGCUGCUUUUAGAGCUGGUCUUGGAAUUUCUAGCUCCCUGUAUCACAGUAUCCUAUUGACAUAUCUGAACAUUAGGCAAAAUUUGAAUUUUCAAAUACUGAGUGAGAAAAGAUUGUGGUCUUAGCAGCCACAUAUAAAUCCCACCGAUUAGAGACAAAAUGCUAAAAUUUGGCUGACAUUUUGCUCCUUGAGCUUAUCUGAGUUUGUUGGUGUGCUGCCAGAAGUUGGAUGUUGCAAUUUAACUGGAAUGUUAGAUUUUCCUUCUCUUCAUCUUGCUGCUGCCAAGACCUUUUUGUGCAACUUUGAGCAACAGUUCCCUUUUGCUGAUUCUAAAGAAUAAAAAAUAU
Messenger RNA from Motacilla alba alba, 2854 nucleotides. RefSeq names its product translation initiation factor IF-2-like. The record is from RefSeq and is a predicted model, not a curated record. The coding region runs from base 1 to 1038 and encodes 345 amino acids. Lineage: Eukaryota; Metazoa; Chordata; Aves; Passeriformes; Motacillidae. The transcript has 3 exons.